AUGGGGUUACCAGGAACCAGGCUCGGGGCCUUCCGAGCGUAUUUCUUUGGAUACUUUGUCUGUACAGCUGGUUUCCUGUUCGGAUACGAUACUGGAAUUGUUGGUGGUAUCCUCGAGUUCAAGUCUUACAUCAAUGAUUUUGGGUACAAGGACCAGACAACCGUCAGCGCUGUGAUGGUAAGCUUGCAAAAUGUAGGCGCAUUCCUAUCCGCCCUAGCGAUCUUCUCGGUGUCCGAACGGUACGGGCGAAAGAAAACAGUACAGGCAGCCAUGAUUGUGUUCUGCCUCGGCGUGGUUCUGCAGGUGGUACCAUCACACUCCCUCGCUUGUUUCUAUAUUGGGAGGUUUGUCGCUGGUCUCGGUCUCGGUGCAGGCACUGCGGUCGUGCCAGCAUACAACGCCGAAAUGGCACCCAAGGAAAUUCGAGGCAAGCUCGGAUCAGGGAUGCAGUGGCUCUUUGCCCUAGGUGUAAUGUUGAGCUACUGGAUUGACUAUGCGGUGAAGAUUACACUGCCCGUCUCUUCAAAGCAGUGGCAGAUUCCCGUUGGUCUCCAGAUGGUGCCAGCUGGAGUGCUCGGACUGGGUCUGUGUGCUAUGCCCGAAAGUGUACGGUGGUUGGCCAAAAAAGGCCGUUUUGAUGAAGCAUGGGACAGUCUAAAAUGGAUGAGAGCCAGUGAAGGACCCGAAGUCAAGGCAGAGUUCAACGAAAUCCGAGUCGGACUGGAGGAAGAACUACGAGCAACAGAGGGCUUUAAUAAGCGCGAACUUCUCGAGCCCGCAAACCGCUACAGAUUGCUACUCGCCUUUUUCAUGUUCUGUGGUCAGCAGUGCACUGGUAUGACCGCGCUGGCUUACUUCGGCCCGCAGUUCUUCAAGCUGCUGGUUGGCAACAACACCAACCAGUCCCUUCUCAUCACUGGACUUUUUGGCGCCGAGAAGUUCAUCACUGUUGGCAUCUACAUCUUGUUCUUCUCGGAAAUGUGGGGUCGCAAGCCGACCCUUUGGAUUUCAGCUCUGUUGAUGGCUGGUUGCUUCAUCAUUGUCACAGUCGUCAAGGAAACCACGCCAGCGCCCGACGCAAAAGCCACGCCGGCUGGCAUUGGCAUGGUGGCUAUGAUUUUCUUGACCAACUCCAUCUACCAAUUCAGUUGGGGCCCAUUGCCGUGGCCCUACACCGCCGAGAUCUUCCCAACACGGAUUCGGGCGGUCGGAACCUCGGUCGCAGUAUCGACACAAUGGCUUUUCAACUUCCUUUUCUCCCUGGUGACGCGCUACAUGAUGGAUUCCUGGGGCAGUUACGUUUUCCUUUUCUACGCAGUGCUCGAUAUUAUCAUGGCGAUAAUUGUCUUCUUCUUUGUCAAAGAAACGAAAGGGAAAAGUCUUGAAGAGAUGGAAACUAUAUUCCACAGCAGGGCUGCAUUUGAUGUUGAUGCUGUCCGACGCGAAACGAUCGAUGCGGACAAAGUUAAUGUACAACAUAAGUCGGUAGACUAUACUUGA
Molecule: messenger RNA, 1500 nt
Organism: Penicillium mononematosum
Lineage: Eukaryota; Fungi; Ascomycota; Eurotiomycetes; Eurotiales; Aspergillaceae
Product: sugar porter family MFS transporter
Exons: 4
Coding region: 1-1500 (499 amino acids)
Biological process (GO): transmembrane transport; carbohydrate transport
Cellular component (GO): membrane
Molecular function (GO): carbohydrate:proton symporter activity
Source: RefSeq, a predicted model, not a curated record